AUGCAGGAAUUGUGUGACGGAAGAAUAACAACCAUUGAAGAUGCAACUGCCAAGUUACAACAGACUAUUCAGAAAUGGCAAAGCUUCUCUGAUAUGGAUAUUGAAUCAGAAAGUGAAAGUGAUAGAAAAUCAGACAGUGGUGGUGACAUUAUAGGGCAUAUUGAUCCAGCCGAUGCAAUAUGUAUUACAGAUGCUACAAGUACAGAACAAGCAGACACAAGUGAUUUUAUUGGAAACAACACCUUAGACCUUGGUAGAGAAGGAAGAGGUUCCCUAAUACAACAAGAGUCAUGCUCUGCUAACAUACAGCCACAAAGUGAAGCAAACAGACCUAACCCGUUGGGGGAGGGGAAUGAACACGUUGACGCAAACCCAAGCUUUAGCCCAGGACUGGUUCAGCACUACAGGGAUCAGGAGGGAUUACACAAUAAUACUGUCCCAAAAAGAUUGAAUGGAGAAGAUGCAAGAGAAGAAACGACCCCAAAAGGUGUCGCUAGUGCAGCAGUUGGAGGAAACGACCCAACAGGAGACGAGGGGUUACAUGAUGAUACAAUCCCAAAGAAUUUAAACGAAGAAACUCCAAGUGAAGAAAAUACCCCCACAGCUGCAGCUAGUACUGUAGGCGAAACACCUGAAAAUGAGCCUCCUGGUGAUGAUGCUGGCAGUGAUACAGGACUUAAGCUGACUCAAAAUGUACCACAAACACCGCAAAUCCCUGAAAACUGCUGUGCAGAAUGUACUGCCAGACAGGAAGCAGAAAGAAGAAAUGGAGAAUGCUAUUGUAAUGGAAUGCAACAACUAUCCACUAACACUAAACGUGACUUCAAGAAGUACAUUGAAGAUGGUAACAAGAAGUUGGAGAAUCGGAACCGGAAGGCCCUUAGGGGAAAUCUUUGUUAUUUGAUAUGUUAUCUGCAACCCGUUAUUGAUGAUGUGGCACUUUAUAUGUUCAGCCACUUGGUUCUGUCUGAUCGCCAGAGAGAAAAGAUUGCAAGUAAAACCACUGAGACGGAAAAAUGUGAGCAUUUAGUGACAAAAGUUCUGUUACACUCCAGCGAGAAAGCAUUCUGGGUCUUUAUGCAGGCAUUAGAAGACAACAACUGCGAGUUCAUUGUUGACCAGCUACUUGGAAAAGCCAAUGUUACUGGACAUAUUAGAGCUACAGUUGAUAUUCUGGAAGAAAGGAGAACAUCAGAAGAUGAUCAGCGUUGUCUUCAAGUAGUAUUGCGCGCUAUUGAUGAAUACAUAUCUAACAACCCCGACAUAAGCAGACCGAUGACAGAUGCCAUACGAAACGCCUUGGAGGAACAGAACUUGAUCGUCACCGAUUUAUCCAGAGGAUCCAUUUUGAUGAAUUUGACGUUUUACACCGUUGAACAAUUAGAUGCAUUCUGGAUGUGGGUUAAAAGUUGGCAACCUUCACCUUUGUCAAUGUCCUUGACCGAGGUCAUUUUGACUGAGGAAAUCCGAAAUAUGGUUCAGGAAGAUCUUAUUUUAUCAUUAAGUACAGACAUGGAUCUAGAAGAGUAUUUGAAGAAGAGACGUAGAUUACUUCAUGGUGACCUGCCAAUGACGUCAGAUGAUUCAAACUUUGGAAAACGCCCACUGAAAGAGUGUAACCAAAGCUUGUUGUGGCUAGACAUUGCCGGCCAACCGAAAAUGGAAGCCAACCCGAAGGUUCUUCUGGAGUGGGCGUAUGAAAGUGGAUAUAACGAUCCCCUUCCUCUGCUCACCGAGAAGUUUCCACAGACUUUUACUGGCUACAAUGAGAAAGAUUUCAGAAUAGAAAGACUUCACAAACUUAUAAUAUAUCAAAAUGGUAGAAUAUCUCAGAUGAAUGAGAAAUGUGAGGAGCUGGAAAACAAUUUAUUGCAAACAGCAACUGAUUUAAAAAAAGCACAGGACACUUUGGAAGAAAAGAAUCAAUUUAUAAAAAUUCUGACAGACAAAUUACGACAGAUAACGAUGAGUGAAAGUAAUGGAGAGCUCUUGAAAUGGCAAUAUCCAAGUAAUGCACAAACUAACAUAAACAGUAUUGUGGGUAUUGGGACACAGUCCAUAGAGACUCAUCCAAAACCAGCAGUACCUGUGCCCAAAAGUGAAGGCAGCGUUGUUCAAGUUCGCACUCAAAAGACUAACAGUGAUGAUUUAAAGCAGCCAAAUGAUAGUGGCUUGCAAGCAAGUGGAGGACAUGCAGAAGAACAUUUUGAUAAUGGUGAUUUCCCUGAAGAGCGCAUGUACGGAGAGCGGGUUUGUGGUUUGAGUACAGUGAUUUGUGUGGAUACUUCUGGGAGCAUGGAAGGAGAAGCUUUCACUGACAUGAAAAGUGCAAUACACAAGAUUCUUGAUGAUGCAGAGUACACAAACAAUGUGUAUGAUUUCAAGGAGUUAAUCGGCCUGGUAGAGUGCGGGUCAGGGUCAGAUGGUCGGACUGUUGUGAGUUUAACGGACAACUAUGACCGGAUACGACGGGCACUAGAACAUUUUGGCUUUUUCAAGGUGUGA
This is a messenger RNA of Lingula anatina, 2505 nucleotides long. RefSeq lists its product as uncharacterized. The record is from RefSeq and is a predicted model, not a curated record. NCBI's taxonomy places the organism in Eukaryota, Metazoa, Brachiopoda, Lingulata, Lingulida, Lingulidae. Gene Ontology annotation, biological process: protein ubiquitination; regulation of apoptotic process. Gene Ontology annotation, molecular function: metal ion binding; ubiquitin-protein transferase activity.